AUGGAUGUAGAAGGAAUUAUAUUUGAUCAAUGUACUCUUUCAUUAGAUGAGAGUGAUUUAAAAAUUAAAAAAAUGAUGCGAUUGAAUACAGAAGAUAGAAGUCUUAUCAAAUGUUUAAAAUUAAUAAAUACUGGAUUAGUUGGACUCAAUAAGUUUAAAAUAUCAAUAUGCCCUCAAAUACUUCAACACUUUAAAGAGGCAUAUAAGUCAUUAUUACUUUUACCAGAAACAAGUUUUUCAACACAACAAAUUAUUACUACAACAUUAUUAAUUAGAAUUAAUGAAUUAAAAAUUAUUAAUAAAGUUGUUGCUCAAUUAAAAAGAGGUGAAAUACCAAUUGUUUUUAUUGAUAAAAUUGAUCAAGAAAUUAUUCGAUUACAAGAGUUAAAUACAGAAAUUCUUCAGUUUCAUAUUAAACAAGUGUUAUCUGAAUUAAUUCUUAUUAGAAGUGUUAUUACUAUUGCUAAAGCAGUAAGUAUUUUUGAUAUUAAUUUGCUUCAUUCAACAAUGAAAGACGUUGAUACUACAAGAAUGAAUAUUAUUUCAACUAUUACAGAAAUUUUUUGUGGUGAUCCAAUUAAAGUUAAACAAAUGUUAAAUACAUUUUAUUCAUUUGAAUGGAAUAAUUUUAUUAAUAAAUGUCUUGAUCUAUGUAUUAGAAGAGGAGAUAUUUUAUUAGGUCCUCCUAAUUUACAAUUGUUUAAAUCACUUGAACUUUUUGAGUCAUUUCGUUUAAGGUGGAAAGGUAAUUUUAUUAUUCUUCAUUCUAUCUCUUCUCUUAUAAAUAUAAAUAAUACACUCAAAUGUUUUAUUGAUAAUUCAUAUGGAAAUCCAUCUCAUCCAAUAAGUUUGAUAUAUCCAGAAAGUUUUAUUGAUGAAUAUGAAUAUUGGAUUCCUUCAAUCCUUGCUACUAUAGUCUCUGCUAGUGAUUUUUCUUCUUAUCUUGUAGAAGAAGAACGAAAAGAGCUUCGAUCUUUUAUAAUAGUAAAAUGUGAUAACGUAUAUUUUAUUUGGUGUGGACAUUUUAUCACUCAACAAAUUGAUGUGAUAGCAGCGCAGUUUGAUGAGAUGAUUAAACAAUUGUAUUAUUUAUCGGAUUUGUAA
This is a messenger RNA of Entamoeba histolytica HM-1:IMSS, 1104 nucleotides long. RefSeq lists its product as uncharacterized. NCBI's taxonomy places the organism in Eukaryota, Evosea, Mastigamoebida, Endamoebidae. The transcript has a single exon. The coding region runs from base 1 to 1104 and encodes 367 amino acids. The record is from RefSeq and is a predicted model, not a curated record.